Molecule: messenger RNA, 4605 nt
Organism: Limulus polyphemus (Atlantic horseshoe crab)
Lineage: Eukaryota; Metazoa; Arthropoda; Merostomata; Xiphosura; Limulidae
Gene: Polr3A
Product: DNA-directed RNA polymerase III subunit RPC1-like
Exons: 40
Coding region: 331-4503 (1390 amino acids)
Biological process (GO): DNA-templated transcription
Molecular function (GO): DNA-directed RNA polymerase activity; DNA binding
Source: RefSeq, a predicted model, not a curated record
UGCAAUGUAUAAGAUUCUAAUAGGAUAAUGUGUUUUUUAUUUUUUAGUGUUUGAAAAUUAAAGUUCAAUGAGUAUAGUUUUUUUUCUUAUGCCGUUUGCAUUUUAUCUUCAUUCGGCAUGAUCUUUCGUGCGAAUCAAUGCAAAUAGUUAACGGCUAGAGAUUAGUCGAGAAUAUUUAUGAUUUACAAACAAUUAAUUACCUUAAGUCGUUUACUGAUGAUUUAGUCAGUAACCAAGUGACUAAGCCUAAAAUUUUGUCUAUCUCUUUUAGCAGAACUGCACAAUAUUUGGUUCAAGUUUAAGUACAGUUUUUAAGCAGUACUAAUCAAGAUGGUAAAGGAACAAUUUCGUGAAACAGACGUGGCCAUGAAAAUAAGCCACCUUUGUUUUGGAAUUGAAAAUGCCAAUGAAAUUAGACAACAAGCCCAUAUGCAGUGUGUCAGCAAGAAUUUAUACUUGCAGGAUAAUAGUCGUAAACCUGUCCAGCAUGGUGUACUGGACAAUAGAUUGGGUACCAGUCAGAAAGAUUACAAAUGUGAAACCUGUGGAAAGAAUUUGGCUGACUGCACUGGUCAUUUUGGGUUUAUUGACCUGGAAUUACCAGUCUUUCACAUAGGUUACUUUCGUGCAACUAUUAGUAUACUACAGUGUAUUUGUAAGACAUGCAGUAGAGUUUUACUGUCACCGCAACAAAGAGAGGGUUUUUUUGAUACCUUGAGACGGCCCAACAUCAGCUAUCUUCAACGAAAAGUUCUGCAUAAAAAAAUCAUUGAAAGAUGCAAAAAAAACUCCACCUGUUUCUACUGUGGUGCAUUAAAUGGUGUUGUGAAGAAAUGUGGCCUGUUGAAAAUUGUUCAUGAGAAAUUCAGACAUGUAAGAAAGAAUGAUACGACUGUAUCUGAGUUUUUGGCUGAAUUUGAAAAUGCAGUGAAAUACAAUAAAGAACUUGACACUCAUCUCAACAAAGCAGCUCAGGAUAUGUUGAAUCCACUGAGAGUACAACAGUUGUUCCAACAAAUUAUUGAUGAGGAUAUUCCCCUCCUGCUGAUGGAUCCAGAAAGUAGUCGUCCUGAGGAUUUAAUCCUGACUAAAAUAGCUGCUCCUCCUCUCUGCAUCAGGCCGUCUGUUGUGUCUGAUCUGAAAUCUGGAACAAAUGAAGAUGACCUUACUAUGAAAUUAACAGAAAUCAUAUUUCUGAAUGAUGUGAUCCAGAAGCAUCGAGCAUCAGGAGCAAAGAUGCAGAUGAUAAUGGAAGACUGGGACUUCCUUCAGCUUCAGUGUGCUUUAUACAUAAAUAGUGAAACAUCUGGGAUUCCACUGAACAUGCAGCCUAAGAAACCUACGAGAGGAUUUGUUCAGAGACUGAAGGGUAAACAUGGACGUUUUCGUGGAAAUCUCUCAGGAAAACGUGUAGAUUUUUCAGGCAGAACAGUAAUUUCUCCAGAUCCAAAUUUACAAAUAGAUCAGGUGGGAGUACCUGAACAUGUAGCAAAGAUCCUUACUUAUCCUGAAAGAGUUACCAAAGCAAACAUACAGUUAAUGAAAAAACUGGUUAUAAAUGGUUGUGAUGCUCAUCCAGGAGCCAAUUUCAUCAAACAACGUGGGUCUAGUCUUAAAAAGUUUUUGAAGUAUGGAAACAGACAAAAAAUUGCUCAGGAGCUUAAACUUGGAGAUACAGUAGAACGUCACAUGCUGGAUGGAGAUGUUGUUCUGUUUAACAGGCAGCCCUCAUUGCACAAACUUAGCAUAAUGGCACAUCAGGCCAAGGUUAUGCCACAUCGUACAUUCCGGUUUAAUGAAUGUGUCUGUACACCUUAUAAUGCAGAUUUUGAUGGAGAUGAGAUGAAUCUUCAUCUUCCCCAGACUGAAGAAGCUAGAGCUGAAGCUUUAGUGCUUAUGGGGACAAAGGCCAACCUUAUAACACCAAGAAAUGGGGAACCUCUUAUUGCUGCAAUACAGGACUUUAUAACUGGGACUUACCUCCUCACUCAGAAAGACACGUUUCUAGACAGAACGAAAGCUUGUCAACUCAUUUCCUAUAUCUUGGCUGGAAAGGAUAUCAACACCAAAAUUGAUCUUCCACCUCCUGCCAUUCAGAAGCCAGUAGUAUUAUGGACUGGAAAGCAGAUUUUCAGCCUGAUAAUACGACCAAAUAAAGCCUGUCCAGUUAAAGCCUGUCUGAGAGCAAAGGGAAAAGCUUAUACAUCUGGAGAAGAGAUGUGUAUAAAUGAUUCCUUUGUACUAAUCAGAAAUAGUGAAUUGUUGGCUGGUUCUUUGGACAAGGGAACAUUAGGAUCUGGGUCCAAAAAUAAUAUCUUCUAUAUCUUGCUACGAGACUACGGCGAAUCCUACGCUGCCAGUGCUAUGUGGCGUGUAGGUCGCAUUUCUUCAUUUUAUCUUGCAAAUCGAGGAUUCUCCAUUGGAAUUGGAGAUGUAACACCAGGAACUGGUCUUCUGAAGGCAAAGCAAAAGUUAUUGGAUGAUGGCUACAGUAAGUGUGAAGAAUACAUUCAGUGUCUUAAAGAAGGAAAACUCCAGACUCAGCCAGGAUGUACAGAGGAAGAAACAUUAGAGGCAGUUAUAUUAAAGGAGUUGUCUGUGAUUCGUGACCAUGCUGGUAAAGCUUGUUUAAAGGAGUUGCACAAAACUAACAGUCCAUUGAUCAUGGCACUGUGUGGGUCUAAAGGUUCAUUUAUCAACAUCAGUCAGAUGAUUGCCUGUGUUGGUCAACAAGCCAUCAGUGGUAAAAGAGUGCCUAAUGGUUUUGAAGACAGAUCACUUCCCCAUUUUGAGAGACAUUCAAAAACUCCUGAUGCAAAAGGAUUUGUUGAAAACAGCUUCUAUUCUGGUCUGACACCAACAGAAUUUUUUUUCCAUACAAUGGGAGGCAGAGAAGGAUUAGUAGACACUGCUGUGAAAACAGCUGAAACUGGGUACAUGCAGAGACGGCUUGUAAAGUCUCUAGAAGACCUAUGCUCCCAUUACGACAUGACUGUGCGAAAUUCUGUUGGAGAUAUUGUUCAGUUUUACUAUGGAGGGGAUGGUUUAGAUCCUGCAGCAAUGGAAGGAAAAGACAAGCCUGUGGACUUUAAACGUGUUUUAGAUCAUAUUGUAGCAGUGUUUCCAUGUUCAAAUGAAGAUCCGUUGAAUGAGAAAAUGAUUCUCCAACUGACUACAGAAAUUGUAGACAGUGAAAGCUAUAAGCGGUGUGGAGAAACUUUCAGGAAAGAACUUAAAGAAUUCAUACAUACAUAUGCAGCUACUGUUGGAAAAGUUCAUAAAAAAUACAAAGUUAGUAACAAGAAACGAUCUCCUCCUGUACUGAAGCAACUAGAGAGACUGACUGUCACCCAGCUGCAGGAGUUCUUCAAUACUUGUAAAGGCAAAUACAUGAGGGCUGUGCUUGAACCAGGCACUGCUGUUGGGGCUGUUUGUGCACAGAGUAUUGGGGAACCAGCAACUCAGAUGACCUUGAAGACCUUCCACUUUGCUGGGGUAGCUUCCAUGAAUAUAACUCAGGGAGUACCACGAAUAAAAGAAAUCAUCAAUGCUAACAAGUUAAUUAGUACUCCAGUCAUUACUGCUUCUCUUAUUUGUGCUGUUGAUCCAGAAUUUGCCCGCAGAGUCAAAGGUCGUGUUGAGAAAACUCUACUAGGAGAGGUAUCUGAAUAUAUUGAAGAAGUGUUUCUUCCUGAUGAUUGCUUCAUCCUUGUAAAGUUAGAUAUUGACAGAAUCAAACUUCUCAAGCUUGAAGUGUCUGCUGAAACAAUUCGUUAUUCUAUAUGCACAUCAAAGCUGCGAGUGAAGCCCCAAAAUAUUAAAGUUCACAGUGACUCCAUAUUGACGGUUCGACCUUCCGAUAGUAGUCGUAGCUCUCUGUACUAUGUUCUCCAGACAAUGAAGGAACAGUUACCAAGCAUUGUUAUCAAAGGACUGCCCUCUGUGUCUCGAGCUGUUAUUCAUGUGGAUGAUUCCAGUUCUCCAGUUCUCUACAAACUACUAGUGGAGGGUGAUGGAUUAAGGGAUGUCAUUGCAACAUAUGGUGUGAAGGGGACUGCUACUUCAUCCAAUAACAUCUGUGAAGUCGAAAAAACAUUAGGGAUCGAAGCUGCUCGAGCCACAAUUAUUAAAGAAAUUCGGUACACAAUGGAAAAUCAUGGUAUCAGUGUUGAUAGGCGACAUCUUAUGCUGUUGGCUGAUCUUAUGACAUUCAAGGGUGAAGUAUUAGGUAUUACCCGAUUUGGUUUGGCCAAAAUGAAAGAGAGUGCACUGAUGCUGGCCUCGUUUGAAAGAACAGCUGACCAUCUGUUUGAUGCUGCCUACUUUGGUCAAAAGGAUGCCAUUACUGGAGUCAGUGAGUGCAUAAUCUUGGGCAUACCCAUGUCACUAGGAACUGGUUUCUUCAAGCUUCUCCACAAAGCUGAGAGGGAGCCACUUCCACCUCCCAAGAAACUCAUGUUUGACUCCCCUGAAUUACAUUUGCCCUUUAAUGGUGAAUCUUAAAGUAUUGGAAUAUUUUGUGUAUUUAAAGAAGAAAGAAUAAGUGAUGUAAAGAAUUGUGUUUGUAAUUAUAGAUUUUUUAAGAAUUAAAGCUGUUUCUUGGUA